AUGAAUACAACUAGCACUACAAUACAAUACAAUACAAUAAGUGGUUAUCUUUUUUGCUAUCAGCAUAUUCUUCUUGCAAAGAUGGCUAAUACAGCUCAAGUCGAACAUGAAAUAUCAUUAUUAGUUAAUUUUAUUCGUUCUAUUGGUAAACAAAAUUCAUCCACUGGCAAAUAUGAAACAACAUUUGGUGAUUUAUUUCGUAGUGAUGAAGUUCAAAAUACAUUUGAAAGUUUAGCUGGAACAUUAAAAGCUGCUAAACGUCGAAAAGUAAUUAGCUAUUCAUCAGAAUUACUUUUACAAGGUGUUCAUGAUAAAGAAUUAAUUACCUUAGAAACAAAAUGA
This is a messenger RNA of Rotaria socialis, 342 nucleotides long. The record is from the annotation of a GenBank genome assembly. NCBI's taxonomy places the organism in Eukaryota, Metazoa, Rotifera, Eurotatoria, Philodinida, Philodinidae.